AGAAGAAGGCGUAUGUUUCUUUACAGAUCCGUUGUGAUAGCACCCAUUUCCUGUCAAGCACAUAGUAGAUGGCGAUUAACUACCAUGGUAACCGCUAUUUAAUCUAGUCGACGUUGGAACAUUUAUAUGCGGCGGCUUCAUCAUUUAUUGAUCUUCGCACCGGGCAGAGGCGCAAGAGGAGAUGGUGGUGGUGACAAAAGAAAGGUCAAUCGAAAGCUGCGCGGCUUGUUUGUGUUUUUUAUCAGUGGCGUGUACCAUGAGGUCCUUUUACUCUCUUUGUUUCGCCGGACCUCUGGAGAAAAUCUGCUCUUUUUCACUCUACAGGGAUUGAUUGUACUACUCGAAAUCAAUGUUCGCGAGAAAACUGGCUAUAAGCAAGAUGUGUCGGGAUGGAUAAAGGUGUUAUGCUAUGUGUGUUUCUGGACAAGUCUUGCUGUCUCUGGACGUGUGUUUCUGGCACCAUUCCUUCGAUUUUUCUCGAUAGCCAUUUUUUAGAAAGCUGUUUAUGGUUCUUGCGUAUCGUGAAUGCAUGUGUAGGGAGCGGAUAUACAGAGCAAAAUGACAUUAGGGGUAUACAAGAUAAGAAGAAGCAAAGCAAACUAUUUACAAUAAGCAAUUUUGUCGCUCAAGUCAAAGUCUAGUCCCAACAGCUCUUUUCGCUCUUGCGUGUAUCGGUGGACUUGGUCGAGAUCAACGUACAGAUU
Messenger RNA from Zychaea mexicana, 704 nucleotides. RefSeq lists its product as uncharacterized. Bases 127 to 495 code for a protein of 122 amino acids. The transcript is spliced from 2 exons. The record is from RefSeq and is a predicted model, not a curated record. Lineage: Eukaryota; Fungi; Mucoromycota; Mucoromycetes; Mucorales; Lichtheimiaceae.